GGAGGGUGUCGGUGUGGACAGGAGACUGUUCCCUGCCAACACACCUUUCCAGCCCUGCGGAGCUCAGCUGGCAUGGAGAUGGUGCCAGGAACAGCAGCAGAGUGCCAGAGAGCAGGAGCCCCAGCCAGCAGCUGGGGAACCACAAGGCACCUGAGGCACCUGCUCAAGCAUGCAUGGGGAAUCACAGGAUUAUAGAAUCAUCAAGGCUCGCUGUGCUGCUGCUGCAGCCGCGGCGUGGUUUCCGCCGGGCGCGGCCGCGGCCCGAGGAGCCCCCGGCGACCGCGACCGAGGCGCCGCCCGCCCCGGCGCCCCCGCGCCGCAGCCUCUGCCCGCCGUCGCCCACCGCCGCCGCCGGCCGCCCCUCGCCGCGCCGCCUGGUCAAGCCGCUCCUCUUCACUGUCGGGUUUACAGGCUCGGCGUUCGGGUCCGCUGCCAUCUGGCAGUAUGAGUCGCUCAAGUCGCGGGUCCAGACCUACUUCGAGGAAGCUCGAGCGGACUGGAUGGAUAAAAUGCGGCCGCAGAAGAGAGGUGACUUCAGAAAGCAGGUUAACAGCUGGUGGAAUAGCCUGACUGAGGGUCAGCGGACUGUGACAGGUAUUAUAGCUGCAAAUGCCUUUGUAUUCUGUUUGUGGAGGCUGCCCGGCAUGCGACGGAUUAUGUUUACAUAUUUCACCUCAAAUCCAUCCUCCAAAGCCCUGUGUUCUCCCAUGCUGCUCUCUACGUUUAGUCACUUCUCUCUGUUCCACAUGGCAGCAAAUAUGUAUGUUUUAUGGAGUUUUUCCAGCAGCAUUGUCUCUCUUCUGGGAUGCGAGCAGUUCAUUGCAGUAUAUCUUUCUGCUGGGGUUAUCUCCACUUUUGUCAGUUAUGUUGCUAAAAUGGCCACUGGAAGGUUUGAACCAUCCCUUGGAGCUUCAGGAGCUAUAAUGACUGUCCUUGCAGCCGUAUGUACAAAGAUGCCUGAAGCAAAACUGGCCAUCAUACUUCUUCCAAUGUUCACAUUUACAGCAGGAAGCGCUUUAAAAGCCAUAAUUGCAUUUGACACUGCAGGACUUGCUUUAGGCUGGAGACUUUUUGACCAUGCUGCACACCUUGGGGGAGCUCUCUUUGGAAUGUGGUACGUGACUUAUGGCCAUGAGCUCAUAUGGAAGAACAGAGAACCACUGGUGAAAGCUUGGCAUGAAUUGAGGACAAAGAACGCAGGAAAGGGAGGAGGUGGAAGAUCUAGCUGAUUCUAAUACUAGAGAUUCCUUGUGCCCAAGUGGUAUAUUACUUGAAGAUGUGGGACUGAAUUGGUUUUGAAGGGUUUUUUUGCUACUCCACAUUAAGGCUCUGAGGAGCUGAAGUUUCUAAUGUAACAAAAUUAUGUUACAAAAAUGCAUAUCCGUAGAAAAUGAACUCUGACGAAGGUGGAACAAUAAAGAUUUUUAUCCUAUUGCUUUCUGAGGUAACAGUCUGCAUUACAUUUUUAAAAGUGUAAUAAAACAUGUUUUUCAAUUAAGCGAUGUAAAUCUCUGUCCACAAAAAAAACCCUUCAAAAUGCAGUACAACUGGUUAAUACUUAGGAAAAUAAACUGAGGAAGUUAUUGAAUCGCAAACCCCCCUAAUGUCUGCCAGACAACACAAGGUGCUUUCUUAGAAGGCAAGGUUUAGACAAGUUGGACUCAACAUAAGGCUAAGGUGGUGAACUUCAGUGGUCUUCAUUGUUGGAAGGAUUGGAUGAGAGGAGCCAAAGGUCUCUUUUGUUCUUAAUCUUGAAAUACUCGAAGCAAUACUGGAUUGUUUGCCAAGGUUUACGUACUAUUUAAUGGUCCACCUUUAUUUGUUAGCUGUGGCUUAUUCAACUAGUGUUUUUCAUUUCUAUACACUUCCGUGGUGCUUUCACAUCUUGGAUUUUACUAUAAUGGUAUCUUUUUCAUAAUUAUGUGCAGGGGAAGAAUGACAUACUGUGGUUUUUGAUAUUCUGCCAUAAGUUAUACUGCUUUCUGGGUUCUUUCACUACAUUAAUUGGGGGUGGGGUGAGGGGACGUUCUUUAAGUUGUGCUUUAUUGUUAGUUCCAUUUAAGGUCCUUCUUCAGAUUUUAAAACUGUAACAUUUGGUUCAGAUUCAGCAAAACUAGGUGAAAUCAGCAACACUAUAGCCAUAACAACCAUGAUCCCUGAGAUCAGCAACACCAUAACCAGAAGUAACUACUAAAGUAAACCUGAGGGUAGUACCAUGACUAAUGUUCCUAUUUUACAAAUAAAAACAAAAACUUGA
Pseudopipra pipra is the source of this 2257-nucleotide messenger RNA. RefSeq names its product presenilin associated rhomboid like (gene PARL). The record is from RefSeq and is a predicted model, not a curated record. Gene Ontology annotation, cellular component: membrane. NCBI's taxonomy places the organism in Eukaryota, Metazoa, Chordata, Aves, Passeriformes, Pipridae. The coding region runs from base 174 to 1229 and encodes 351 amino acids. The transcript has 10 exons. Gene Ontology annotation, molecular function: serine-type endopeptidase activity.